AUGUACUCGUUCGCGCCCAUCUUCCACAGCUUGUACUCGAAUAUCCGCGGCUUGACCGACUCGUUAGUGAUGACGGACGGCUACUACUGGACCAACGCGUCGUGGGGCGUGACCCAGAUCCUGGACACGUUCGUGUAUAUGACCGAGCAUUUAAUUGGUGUUUCUGUUGAUGCGGAAUAA
Penicillium daleae is the source of this 180-nucleotide messenger RNA. RefSeq lists its product as uncharacterized. The coding region runs from base 1 to 180 and encodes 59 amino acids. NCBI's taxonomy places the organism in Eukaryota, Fungi, Ascomycota, Eurotiomycetes, Eurotiales, Aspergillaceae. The transcript has a single exon. The record is from RefSeq and is a predicted model, not a curated record.